GCAACAUACAUCUAAGGUAGUUCUUUUUCUCCUCAAAUGUAGAUUGAUUCUGUGGCUGAAGAAGUUGAAAAGAGGAAUUUGAUCAAUGAUAUGAUAUUUAUAUAUGGAGGUGUAGGCCCUUUUCAGUCAGAUGUUUCAGUUGCAGGAGUUGCAAAAGCAUUUGGAGUUCGUUUGGCCCCUGAUGAAGAGUUUGAAGAGUAUCUUAGGCAUCUAAUAAGUGAUCAAUGUACAGGUGAUAGGAAUGAGUUGGCUCUAUUGCCUGAGGGUAUCACUGAGUUACUGCACCAUGAAAUGCUACCAGUGCCUUUGAUCAAAUGCCGAAAUGUGAUUAUUCUUACUGCAACAAAUAUUACUGAGCUGAACAAGCAAUGGGACUGUUUAAUUGACUUAACCAGCUCUACUGGCCUGCUAGUUUUGAUGGAACCAUUUUUGUCGAAGCAAUUGGCUACAACUCUUACAGAUGUGGAAACUGCUCAACCUCUAUCAGAACUCUGUCUUGAAUUUCCAGAUCUUUACAUUGGUGGUUUUCGCAAAUCCAGAGUUGGACCCCUUAUCAUCAGUUUUGUGGGGAAGGACCAAGCUAGAAUAGAGUUGGCUAAACAAGUAUUAUGCCAGAAAUUUCAUCCAGGAGCAUUCUCUGAAGUCAACUGUGGGUGAUUCUUCUCUUGUUUAAUGGGACUGCUUGUCACUUUCUGGACCCCUCUCGAGGAUCCCUAUUUGAUGGUGGCACUGCUUACCCAACCUAAAAUGUGGUUCCACGUCUGGAUUGAAAGAAGAUUCCCUGGGCUUGUGCUUUGUUGAAGGAAAACUGAAGGCCAAGUGAAAACUAUUCUUAGGAAUUAGGAUCCUAGACAAUACCUUUAUAAUUUAUGGAGCAUAUUCAUAUAGCUAUUGGGAAUAAACUGGUUAAAAGCCCCAGAAUUUUCCAUAUAAUUCUUGGAAUGGUUUGGGCUCACAGCUUUCUUAAGUCAAGGUUGAAGUAUACAACACGUGACUAAUUAUUAAGAAAAAAAAAUGAUUGUUUAUAUUUCACUUCUGCUUUAUGUAACUAAGGUGUGCAAUCUCUCGGAUUAUAUAUACUCAGUAUUUUUAACUAGAUCAAUUAAUGUAAACCCAAUAGGGUAAUGCUCAA
Messenger RNA from Nelumbo nucifera (sacred lotus), 1132 nucleotides. The record is from RefSeq and is a predicted model, not a curated record. NCBI's taxonomy places the organism in Eukaryota, Viridiplantae, Streptophyta, Magnoliopsida, Proteales, Nelumbonaceae.